Messenger RNA from Erpetoichthys calabaricus (reedfish), 1494 nucleotides. Its product is annotated as olfactory receptor 10A3-like. Bases 22 to 984 code for a protein of 320 amino acids. The record is from RefSeq and is a predicted model, not a curated record. Gene Ontology annotation, cellular component: membrane. Gene Ontology annotation, biological process: G protein-coupled receptor signaling pathway. Lineage: Eukaryota; Metazoa; Chordata; Cladistia; Polypteriformes; Polypteridae. Gene Ontology annotation, molecular function: olfactory receptor activity; G protein-coupled receptor activity. The transcript has a single exon.
GACAAAAACAACAAGGGUGUUAUGUCUGCAAUCAACCAAACCACAUCCCAAGUUCAGGAAUUCAUCAUUCUUGGCUUUCCAGGAAUGAGGGACCAAGAGAGUAGAAAAAUCCUGUUUGCGGUGUUCCUAGCCAUGUACAUUUUUAUUCUUCUUGGGAAUUUUCUCUUAAUUUUUAUAUUUAUAUCAGACAGAAACCUCCACACCCCCAUGUAUGUGUUAGUCUGUGGCCUGGCCAUUCUCGAUUUGGUCAUCUCAACUAACACAGUGCCCAGCAUGCUGGUUGUGUUCAAACUUGAAUCCAGAAUUGCCUCAUUUGCUGCUUGCUUCACUCAGACAAUGUUCUGGUUGAGUCUGUACUCGACAGAGUCCUUCAUCCUCACCCUAAUGGCUUAUGAUCGCUAUAUGGCAAUCUGCAACCCCCUCCAUUAUCCAAAUAUAAUGAACAACAGUCGCAUAUUAAAACUGAUGGUCUGUUGCUGGGUGGGUGGUUUUCUGUCUGCUACGCCUGGUAUAGCUUACACGUUGACGUUCUCGUUCUGUGGAUCAAAUAAAGUUAAUCACUGCUUCUGUGAUUAUUCGUCUGUAUUGGCAUUAGCUUGUGGCAACAUUAUGAUUGCUAGCUACUAUGGAUUAGCAGUUGGCCUAAGUGUGUUAGUUUUUUCUUUAAUGUAUAUUUUGUAUUCAUAUAUGAGGAUCAUAUCUUCAGUGCUCAAGAUUGCCAGCAUCGAUGGACGAUUGAAAGCCUUUUAUACAUGUGGCACACACCUUCUUGUGAUCUCUGUGUUCUUCUUUGUGGCAGGUGGAGUCUUCAUCUCCUACCGUAUUCCAGGAACAUCAGUGGACAUGAGAAUCAUGGGAGCGAUUUUUCAGAAUGUCUUUCCCGCUCUCAUGAAUCCAGUUAUUUAUUGUCUAAGGACUAAAGAAAUCCGAGACAGUUUUGUGAAAACACUCAGAAAGACAAGAGUCCUGCCAAAAAGGAUUUAAUCACUUUAGUGCAUUGGUUCUUUAUAGGACAUGGAAUGCUGGGUCCAUCUUAGCCGAAGGUGAUGUGCUGUUUGUAGUCUGUUCACAGCGGUGCCUGCGAAAAUAUUAACAUUCAACUUGGACGUACUAACAAAAUCAAGACUGAAUGUAAUUAUGUCUUCUGUUGCAUGUCUUUCUAUAAUUCUUUCAAUUUGGGUAUUUUUAGCUUGUGGUUUUUAAAUUUGGUCACAACGCAGGAGUAAAGUUAGUAAUUGCAUGUUUUAAUCGUGAUCUAGAGCUGAGAGUUCAUUUUUGUAAAAUAAUAGACCGUUGUGCUUUAUGAAUGUAUAAGUGGAAUGGGACCUGGAAUGUCCACAUAAAGCUAUUUUUGAUGAUUUUAAAAUUUUCACCCACAAAUACGCAACAUACUGUACAUACUGUAUAAGACUCCAUCUCCUUACAACUGUGAACUGCAUUAACUGAGUUGAAAAAUGUGAUGCUUUAUAAGUACCGUAUGUAAAAAAAUAAAUA